UGCACCCUUUUUUUUUUUUUCCUCAUGCAUGUGGAACUCAAGGGGUCGGUGCGAGUCAGUGGACUGAGAGGAAAUGGGGAUCUCUUCAUUCAUCAUGUUUCACCUUUUUUUGAAUAGCCACGUCUGUGACUGGGUGGCUGUACUGUUGUGAGAAGAGGUGAGAGGAGUCACAUCCUGCCAGUGGAUACAGGUGCAGAUGCGGCGGGCCAUGAGUGGAAUACUGAAGAGGAAAUUUGAGGAGGUGGAAGCCUCCUCCUCCCCGUGCUCCUCCGCGCGGGAGUCUGAUGAUGAGGUCUCCUGCAGCGAGAGUGGGGAUAGCAGCGACAGUGUCAACCCCUCCGCCUCGGGCCCUUUCACCCCCGACUCGAUACUGAAGAGGGAGAAGCGCCUGCGGACCCGGCGGGUGCAUUUCGAGAAUGUGACGGUUUACUACUUCAGCCGGCGGCAGGGCUUCACCAGCGUGCCCAGCCAGGGUGGCAGCACACUGGGCAUGUCCAACAGGCACAGCUGGAUCCGGCAGUACUCCCUGGGCGAGUUCGCCCUGGAGCAGGAGCGCAUCCACAGAGAUAUGCUCAGAGACCACUUGAAGGAGGAGAAGCUCAACUCAAUCAAACUGAAGCUGACAAAGAACGGCGCGGUGGAGUCCGAAGAGGCCAACACGCUCACGGCGGAGGACAUUUCCGACGACGACAUCGACCUGGACAACACCGAGGUGGACGAGUACUUCUUCCUGCAGCCCCUCACCACUAAAAAGCGCCGGGCGCUGCUGCGCUCCUCCGGGGUGAAGAAGAUCGACGUGGAGGAGAAGCACGAACUGCGGGCCAUCCGCAUGUCCAGGGAGGACUGCGGCUGCGACUGCCGGGUUUUCUGCGACCCGGAGACGUGCGCCUGCAGCAUCGCAGGGAUCAAGUGCCAGGUGGACCGCAUGUCGUUUCCCUGCGGCUGCACAAAAGAAGGCUGCAGCAAUUCGACCGGCAGAGUGGAGUUUAAUCCCAUCCGCGUCCGAACCCAUUUUUUGCACACCAUCAUGAAGCUGGAGCUGGAGAAGAGUCGUGAGCAGCAGCAGCAGCCGUCCCCGACCAACGGUUACCAUAGCGAAGCUAAUGACCUGGGGGGCGGGAAUCCGUUCGCUCAGUCACAACACCGGUUGGAGUACUCUCUGUCGGACGCCGUUCCCACGGCCAGCAUGCACCUGCAGGCCCCCGAGGACAUGGACGAGCCCCUGGACGACGACGACGACGACGACGACGAGGAAGACGAUGACGAGGACGAGGAGGAAGAGGAGGAGGAGAACGACGAGGAGGAGGAGGAUGAGGAGGACGAGGAGGACAGCAGCAGCGUCUGCAGCGGGCUGUCCGACUCCAGCACGCAGAGCCUGGCCAACAGCGACUCCGAGGACGAGGAGGGAGACGACGAGGACGAGGAGAAGCAAGACGGCUUCGACGACGGCGCGGCGGCCCCGCCGGCGCCCUGCGCCGACGUGUCCUCCUCCGUCUUGUGCUACAACAGUGAGUCCGUAGCGCACGACAACCACAUGAACGGAAACACUUACCUAAUGAACUCUUCCCCAGCCGAGUACUACCAGCUGGGCGGCGCCGGCGCCAUCGCCAACGGCCAGAUCCCCCAAGCCAGUGAACCCUAUGGGGAAGCCUUAGCAUUCCAGGAUCCGGCGAACGGCACCAACGGCGGCGUGGCCCAGGGACCAUUCGGCGUGUCCGCCGAGCCGUACACAGACUACUCCAGCCAGGCCGAGGAGCAGUACGCCGCCGGUCACCACUUCACUCCCUCCACGCCGCUGACCUGCUUCGCCCCCGAUCAGAAGAUCUUGUCCAAAGCGGCGUUCGCUGAGCAGCCGGAGAGCCGCGGCCAGACGCAGUUCCAGAACUACCUGAACAAUAACGGCCAGGACUCCUACGGCAGUCGCGCCUCGUGUAUGACGGCCGACGAGCCGCCGCAGGAACCCGGCCUGAACGGACACUCCGACCUGACCUUACUAGCAAACACGACCAAGAAGCUCCCUUUACCAGACCAUUGCCCCGAGGUCGCAGCCAUCUAGCGAGCCCCACUUUUUCAAAGUGUUCUUUCUUUAUUACGUCUUUAGCAUUAUCUUAGGAGAAAA
Salarias fasciatus (jewelled blenny) is the source of this 2119-nucleotide messenger RNA. It is a transcript of the gene csrnp3, whose product is annotated as cysteine-serine-rich nuclear protein 3. The transcript has 5 exons. Gene Ontology annotation, cellular component: nucleus. Lineage: Eukaryota; Metazoa; Chordata; Actinopteri; Blenniiformes; Blenniidae. The record is from RefSeq and is a predicted model, not a curated record. Gene Ontology annotation, biological process: regulation of transcription by RNA polymerase II. Bases 197 to 2056 code for a protein of 619 amino acids. Gene Ontology annotation, molecular function: DNA-binding transcription factor activity, RNA polymerase II-specific; sequence-specific DNA binding.